Paramecium octaurelia is the source of this 789-nucleotide messenger RNA. The record is from the annotation of a GenBank genome assembly. Lineage: Eukaryota; Ciliophora; Oligohymenophorea; Peniculida; Parameciidae.
AUGGAUAACUAAAAUUUUUUAUUUUUAUCCAUAGGGGCUUAUAUUGGAGUAAGCAUGAGAUUAGAAAUUGUAUCGAUAGUUGGCAACAUACUUACAGAAUAAACAAUACCUAUGGAUAUAUUUGACAAUUUUAUUGGAUCCUUUGUGAUUGGAUUUUAUAAUGAAAGGUAUAAAAACAGAGAUUUCAGUUCUCAUUUAGCUAUCAGCACAGGAUUUUGUGGAUGUUUAACUACUUUUUCAUCUUGGAUUAUAGGUGUCAUUGAAUUAGCUAAUUCAGAACAAUGGUAUAAUUGCAUAAUUAAUAUAUUUAUUGGAAGCACGGUUGCAUAUUCUGGAUUCAAACUUGGCUAGAACGCUGAAAUCGAAUUCAAAUUUCCAUUCCAUCAAAAAUUAAUAUAUUUAGCAUUUCUAAAGUUGAUAAUAUUUUAAGUACUAUUUCAAAGAUGGAGUAUGAUUGUAACUGCAUUAUUAUCACCUUUUGGAGCAAUUUUAAGAUUUUAUAUUAGCAAAUUGAAUCAUAAAGAGUUCCCAUUUGGUACUUUAAUGUGCAAUUUAUUUGCAGUUUGGAUAGCUGAAGCACUCUUGAUUUAGAAAAUCCAUUAUGAUGAUAAUGGCAAGAUGAUUAUAAAUUCUGUACUAAAAGGGUUUUGUGGUAGUCUCUCAACAGUAUCAACAUGGAUAAAAGAAAUUUGCAUAAUGUAAUCAAUUGAACUAAGAUUUAUGUAUUAUUGGAUUUCUAUAUUUUUGAGUGUUUAUAUUGGAUUAGUUAUAUACCAAUAUUUACCUUGA